ACUGCCUCAGGUGAUGACUCACCCGCCCUCGGGUCAGAUUUGAGGGCCGCGGUGCUCGUCGGUCCUGCUGCGGGGCGGGCGUCGGCGUGCCCGGUGCGGUGCUGCGGCGACCGCUUGCCCUUCGGUGGCCCAGCGUUUCCGCAGAGCGUUUUCUUCUGUAACGUUUGCGGCCUGCGGCUCGCUGCGAGCGCAGGGCUUUCACAUGAAGGUGUCUCUCGGCAGCGGCGAGAUGGGCGUCUCUGCCCACUUGCAGCCUUGCAAGGCAGGAACUACUCGGUUUUUUACCAGCAACACGCACAGUUCUGUCGUGUUGCAAGGCUUUGAUCAGCUCAGAAUAGAAGGGCUGCUUUGUGACGUGACUCUCGUACCUGGAGAUGGAGAUGAAAUAUUCCCGGUUCAUAGAGCCAUGAUGGCGUCCGCUAGUGAUUAUUUCAAGGCCAUGUUCACAGGAGGAAUGAAAGAACAAGAUUUAAUGUGCAUUAAGCUUCAUGGGGUGAACAAGGUUGGUCUGAAGAAAAUCAUUGAUUUUAUUUAUACUGCAAAACUGUCUCUUAAUAUGGACAAUCUUCAGGACACUCUUGAAGCUGCCAGUUUCCUGCAAAUCCUACCGGUUUUGGAUUUUUGUAAAGUAUUUCUUAUAUCAGGCGUUUCUUUAGAUAACUGUGUUGAGGUUGGACGGAUUGCUAACACCUACAAUCUUAUAGAAGUGGAUAAAUACGUCAAUAAUUUCAUCCUGAAGAACUUCACUGCCUUGUUGAGCACUGGGGAGUUUCUAAAGCUCCCCUUUGAACGGCUUGCCUUUGUGCUUUCCAGCAAUAGUCUCAAGCACUGUUCUGAACUUGAACUCUUCAAGGCAGCCUGCCGCUGGUUGAGGCUGGAAGACCCUCGGAUGGACUAUGCUGCAAAAUUAAUGAAGAACAUUCGAUUUCCACUGAUGACGCCACAGGACCUCAUCAACUACGUGCAGACAGUAGAUUUCAUGAGAACAGACAAUACCUGUGUGAAUUUGCUUUUGGAAGCAAGCAAUUACCAAAUGAUGCCAUAUAUGCAGCCAGUAAUGCAGUCAGACAGAACUGCCAUUCGAUCUGAUUCUACUCAUUUGGUUACCUUGGGAGGAGUUUUGAGGCAGCAGCUAGUUGUCAGUAAAGAAUUACGGAUGUACGAUGAAAGGGCCCAGGAAUGGAAAUCGUUAGCCCCCAUGGAUGCCCCUCGAUACCAGCAUGGCAUUGCUGUUAUUGGAAAUUUCCUUUAUGUAGUUGGUGGUCAGAGUAAUUAUGACACAAAAGGAAAAACUGCCGUUGACACAGUUUUCAGAUUUGACCCUCGGUAUAAUAAAUGGAUGCAGGUGGCAUCAUUAAAUGAAAAGCGCACAUUCUUUCACCUGAGUGCCCUCAAAGGACAUUUGUAUGCAGUUGGUGGGCGCAGUGCAGCUGGUGAACUUGCUACAGUAGAAUGUUACAACCCAAGAAUGAAUGAAUGGAGCUAUGUUGCAAAAAUGAGUGAACCCCACUAUGGCCAUGCAGGAACAGUAUAUGGGGGUUUAAUGUAUAUUUCAGGAGGAAUUACGCAUGACACUUUUCAAAAUGAGCUAAUGUGUUUUGACCCGGACACAGACAAAUGGACACAGAAGGCCCCCAUGACUACAGUCCGAGGGCUGCACUGCAUGUGUACAGUUGGUGACAAGCUGUAUGUCAUUGGUGGCAACCACUUCAGAGGGACAAGUGAUUAUGAUGAUGUUCUAAGCUGCGAAUACUACUCGCCAACUCUUGACCAGUGGACACCAAUUGCUGCUAUGCUAAGGGGUCAGAGUGAUGUUGGAGUUGCUGUCUUUGAAAACAAAAUUUAUGUUGUUGGUGGAUAUUCUUGGAAUAACCGUUGCAUGGUGGAAAUUGUCCAGAAAUACGAUCCAGAAAAAGAUGAGUGGCAUAAAGUUUUUGAUCUUCCAGAGUCACUUGGUGGCAUUCGGGCUUGUACUCUCACAGUUUUUCCACCUGAAGAAAACCCUGGGUCACCUUCUAGAGAAUCACCUCUUUCAGCACCUUCAGAUCAUUCUUAGAUCCAAGGUGUAAUACCUUUUCAGUGUAUUAUGGGUGAUCUUAUACUUCUUCAAUUGUCUCUUAUUACUACAGUUAAUAGACAAAAAGGUAACUUAGGUAGGUUUUCUUGUUUGGCUUAGUAUGUUUAUUAAAUGUCUAACGAGUGCAUUUUGAAAAAUGUAUUAAGUAUAUUCAGUUGUUUAACAAGUGAAAAAGAUACAUAGAAAAAUCAGAAAAUUAGAUGUCUUUUGUGGUGUUAUAUAUGUUAAAUUUAGAUAAUCAUAGUAAAUGUGUAAUUAUGUCUAUUCUACAAAAUUAAAAGUUUUGAUUUGACUGAAA
Messenger RNA from Psammomys obesus (fat sand rat), 2375 nucleotides. RefSeq names its product kelch like family member 9 (gene Klhl9). Gene Ontology annotation, biological process: protein ubiquitination; regulation of cytokinesis. The transcript has a single exon. Bases 203 to 2056 code for a protein of 617 amino acids. Gene Ontology annotation, molecular function: cullin family protein binding; ubiquitin-protein transferase activity. Gene Ontology annotation, cellular component: Cul3-RING ubiquitin ligase complex. The record is from RefSeq and is a predicted model, not a curated record. Lineage: Eukaryota; Metazoa; Chordata; Mammalia; Rodentia; Muridae.